Messenger RNA from Oryza brachyantha (malo sina), 3089 nucleotides. Its product is annotated as putative pentatricopeptide repeat-containing protein At5g08490. The record is from RefSeq and is a predicted model, not a curated record. Gene Ontology annotation, molecular function: protein binding; RNA binding. NCBI's taxonomy places the organism in Eukaryota, Viridiplantae, Streptophyta, Magnoliopsida, Poales, Poaceae. Gene Ontology annotation, biological process: RNA modification.
AUGCUCCUCCUCGUCCUCCUCCUUGCGAGGCAGCCGGGGCGCUGCUUCUCUCCCCGGAUCCAACGCCGUCUCGUCCACGCCGCGGCCCCGCCCCGCGAGGGGAGGCUGCUCCAACCCCGCGUCCGCGCCGCGGCGGGCGACGGUGGUGCGCGCGACGUGUUCGACGACGUGCCUGCCCCGGACGGCGACCACAGGCUGUGCGGCGCGCUGCUCAGGGCGAGCGCGGCAGGCGGGGACCACUAUGGGUGCGCCUCCCUCCUCCGGUAUAUGCUUGGCCGGGGGCUCCGCCCGGACGGCCUCGCGCUCGCCGCGGCCGUCAAGUCGGCGUCCGCGCUCCCCGGCGGCGGCGGAGGGGCGGCGCUCGGGAGGUGCCUCCACGGUCUCGCCGUCAGGACCGGGCACGCGGGUGGCGCCGCGGUGGCGAAGGCGGUCAUGGACAUGUACGGGAGGAUCGGGGCUCUCGCGGACGCCCGCCUGGUGUUUGAUGAGAUGAGCUGCUCCGAUGCGGUAUGUUGGAACAUCCUGAUCACUGGCUCCUCCCGCGCUGGGCUUUUUAACGAUGUGUUCCAUUUGUUCCGAACGAUGCUUGCAAGUGGUGUAGACGAGAGCAUGCCAACUGCGGUCACGGUGGCUGUCGUCCUUCCGGUGUGUGCAAAGUUGAGGGUGCUGAGGACUGGACGGAGUAUACACGGCUAUGUCAUCAAGACUGGGUUGAACUUUGACACUCCGUGUGGGAAUGCGUUGAUAUCGAUGUACUCAAAAUGUGGUGGGAGCAGAGCUAUGGACGAUGCACAUAUAGCAUUUUCUACAAUUUGCUGUAAGGAUGUUGUUUCAUGGAACUCGAUCAUUGCGGGAUACUCCGAGAAUGGGUUGUAUGAAGAAGCAUUUGCACUGUUUGGUCAGAUGAUAUCAGACGGAUGCCUUCCAAACUAUUCAACAUUGGCUAAUGUUCUUCCCUUCUGUUCACUCGUGGAGUACGGGAAGCACUACGGGAAAGAAGUUCAUGGUUUUGCGGUCCGACAUGGUUUAGAAAUGGACAUAUCUGUUAGAAAUGCACUGAUGGCACAUUAUUCCAAGGUUUGUGAAAUGAGGGCUGUAGAAUCAAUAUUUAGAAGUUCGAAAACAAGAGAUAUUGUUACAUGGAACACUAUAAUUGCGGGACAUGUAAUGAAUGGGUAUCCCUCAAGGGCGCUGGAACUAUUUCGAAAGUUUUUGUUUACCGGAAUGACUCCUGAUCCUGUUUCUCUUAUCAGCCUACUUACUGCUUGUGCCCAAAUAGGCAAUGUCAAAGUGGGCAUGAGGGUUCAUGGCUAUAUUUUUCGACAUGUUGAGCUUCUUCAAGAAACAUCCUUAAUGAAUGCUCUUGUCAGCUUUUACAGUCAGUGUGAUAGGUUUGAUGCUGCUUUUCGAGCUUUUAUCACUAUUCAAAACAAAGACUCAAUAUCCUGGAACGCAAUUCUCUCUGCUUGUGCAACCAGUGAACAGCAUAUUGAACAGUUCUUCAGACUGAUUGGUGAAAUGUGGCAUGAUGUAACUCAGUGGGACUCUGUCACAAUCUUGAAUGUUAUCCGUGUCAGUACGUUUUGUGGGAUUAAGAUGGUUCAAGAAGCUCAUGGCUAUUCCUUGCGAGUUGGUUAUACCGGCGAAACUUCAGUUGCAAAUGCUAUUCUGGAUGCAUAUGCAAAAUGUGGCUGCCCACAUGAUGCAGAAACACUCUUCAGAAACCUUGCAGUGCGGAACAUUGUAACAGACAAUACAAUGAUUUCGUGCUACCUAAAAAAUAACUGUGUGGAGGAUGCUGAGAUGACCUUCAGCCAGAUGGCUGAGAAAGAUGUAACUACAUGGAAUCUGAUGAUCCGGUUGUAUGCUCAGAACGAUAUGUGUGAUCAAGCUUUUAGCCUGUUCCAUCAGUUGCAGUCUGAAGGACUGAACCCUGAUACUAUAAGCAUUACAAAUAUUCUUCUGGCUUGCAUCCACUUGAGUUCAGAACAACUUGUGAAACAAUGCCAUGGUUACAUGCUCAGAGCAUCUCUAGAAGACAUUCAUCUACAAGGAGCACUUCUUGAUGCAUACUCGAAAUGUGGGAACAUAACCAGUGCAUACAACUUCUUUCAAGUUAGCCUGCAUAAGGAUCUUGUCAUAUUCACAGCCAUGAUAGGAGCUUAUGCAAUGCAUGGAAUGGCAGACAAGGCGGUAGAACUGUUCUCCAAAAUGCUUACAGUUGGCAUUAAGCCAGAUCAUGUAGUUCUGACCGCUCUACUGUCUGCCUGCAGUCAUGCAGGGCUUGUAGAUGCUGGAAUUAAGAUUUUCAAGUCCAUAAGAGAAAUCUACGGAGUUGAACCAACGGAAGAGCACUGUGCAUGCAUGGUUGACCUUCUUGCCCGAGGUGGACGUCUCCAAGAUGCAUACAGUUUUGCGUUGGAUAUGCCCUCUCAUGUAGUCAAUGCCAAUGCUUGGGGCUCCUUGCUAGGAGCGUGCAAGAUCCAUGGAGAGGUAAAAAUUGGUCAACUUGCAGCCGAUCACUUGUUCUCUAUGGACACUGAGGACAUCGGGAACUAUGUGAUCAUGUCAAACAUCUUUGCAGCUGAUGAUAAAUGGGACAAUGUUGAGCAUGUCAGAAAGCUGAUGAAAUCCAAGGAUUUGAAAAAACCUGCUGGGUGCAGCUGGAUUGAGGUUGACAAGUCACGGCAUUUGUUCAUAGCCGGUGAUGUCCAGCACCAAGAUAGGUCUUCUAUCUACAAUGUGUUAGGAAGUUUGUAUCAGCAAAUCAGAAGUACAGGGACAAAACAUUUAGUUACGACUUAUGAGCUGUGACGUAAACCAGUAAUUAAAUUCCAUGGUGCCGGCCUCGUCAUUGUUUUGCACACAUCUUCCCUGGGGUUGCCAAAGAUCCCCAUGGAACUGAGUGGCCUUACCAUCACAUCUUUCGUGGUGAGCUUGCAUUCUCAUCGUUCCGAUUGAUUCUCUUUGAACCUUCUUAUCACUAUGUUGUCCUUGUUUUGUCGUAACACUUUUAUUUCAGAUGCUUUGCGCAAUAAUAUGGAACUACUGAUGUUUCUGUUCUCUGAAUAUUUAUCCAACAUAUAACU